UCGAAGGGUACGUGCGAAACGAUCGCUGGACGAUUGAUCAAUAAUUAUAUGGAAAUUCGUUGGAAGAAAGCAGAACGAUGCCACAUUCCGAGUCAAGGUAGACAUCCAUCGAGGUAAAACAGUGGAAAAGGUUGCGGAACUGAUGCAGAAAGAGCGAAUGUACGGGGUAAUGCAGAUGUGCUGGGCGCUACAACGUAAAUUCCACACAUAAUGGUAAGUUUUAUUUCUACUUCUUUAAGAUUCUUCGUAAUCUGAGCGAUUAUUUCUUAACUUAUCUCUUAAACUCUCUUUGAUAUGAAGCUUAUUCAAAAUCAGUCAUACAAUUCUUAUAAAUUUUAAUUUUCUUAAAGUUUUUUGUACUUUUCGAUAGUUUUAAAAACCGACAGCCAUAUUGGAAUUGACGUAAUCUUUUUUGGGAUCUAGGCUCGGUGAUUAUUAAAGAGUUUUGACGUUAUUACUUUGACCUUCCGGGCUGCAGAAGUACUCACGCCAAUUCCCAACUAUGGCUAUCAGUCUUUAAUAAUUCCUCGUCGGUGUCAAAAUUCAUAUAUCGUCGAUAAUAUUGCGCCAAGUACGAUUCUCGUAAUUCGUAAUUCGCGGGGAGACCACGUGACCGUCGCCGCCUUUUCUCUCCGCCGCGACCCUAGUGGAAGAACGUGGCAGCGUUGCCGCCAGUCGGCCGUGGCUCUUGGUCAGUGCCGGCAACGUUGUUUGGUACUGUGGGCUGUCGUCGUUGUGAUCGUGACGGCGCAGUGUGCGGCACUCGUGCGGUCAAACACACCCAAUGUUUGUGUUUUCAAGUUCCUCGUGAUACGGUAAAUCGUCGUCGUCGUCGUGCUUGUCACGCGCGCAACCAGUGUGACACGUCCGCGCGCGCCCACGAUACUAGAACGCGCCGAAGGGGCAUGUAGUUAUCGGCGGUGCGACGUCGUCGGCGUCACCGUCGGCCCUCGAGAUGUGGACGACGACGAAGACCACGAAGUACGGCGUCGCUGUGUAUAACUGGCGAGGGGACACGCGCUAUGGGUUGCCUCUGGAAAUCGGAGAAACCGUUCAGAUCCUGGAAGAAUGCGCAGGCUGGUACAGAGGAUUCUCGACGAAAAAUCGCGCGGUGAAAGGGAUUUUCCCGAGUUCCUACGUGCAUCUGAAGCCCUGCAAAAUUGACAAUGAGGGCCUGUUCGAGUCCGUCAUACCGCUGGAGGACCCGGUGGUCCGCGAAGUCACCCUGGUCCUGCGCGAAUGGGGCAGCAUCUGGAAGAGGUUGUACGUGGAGCGUGAGGAGUACAAAUUCAACGCGUUGCGCAAAGUGAUGCGGGAACUGCUGGAAUGGCGACGACAACUUUUGGCUGGCACCCUCACCACCGAUCAGACGCGGGAGCUGAAGCUGCGAAUAAUCAAUAAAGUGGAUUGGGGGAAUCGAAAACUUGGCUUGGACCUGGUGCCACGUCAAGGUUCUCACAUGGUGGACCCGGAUACCAUGUCCGUUGUGGAGUUAUACGAUGUGCACGUGCAGAGCGCCGAAAACUCUCAGGGCGCGUCCGCUCGAGGUACUUUGCGCCGCAAGGAGCACAAAAAGGUUCUCACGCAUCAUCUGUAUUUCUGCAUGCGGGACUUUGGCCACUCGGUUGGUGAGGACACCGAGAUCUAUUUUUCCCUGUUCGAUGCCAAGCGACAGCAGUAUCUGAGUGAGCGAUUCUUGGUGCGCAUCAGCAAGGAAGGCUUCUCCAAUUAUGUGGAAAAGAUGCACAGUAACUGCACCAUCUUCACGGACCUGGGCAACUCCGACCUGAGCCGUGAUCUCUACAUGAUCGCCCACGUGAUGCGCUGCGGCCGGAUGCUGUACUCCGAUUCCGGUAAGAACAAGACUGGCACCGCGAUCUACAGGCGGCCACAUGGGGUGGCGGUUCUCUCCCUGGCGGAUGCGGCACAGGACCACGCGGAGGAACUCGAGAUGACUUUUAAGGUUUAUCAAGGAGAAGAAAAAGAAUUUCAUCAGCUGCACGAGCAAAUUAUACGCAACAACAAGUGCUCUCCUCUUCCCGGACAGCCUAAUUAUGGGAUAGUGGUAUCUUUGCGUAUUCUACACGGUGAACUGUCUCAGGUUCGGGAAGAGAAUCCAUUGUUAUUCAAAAAUAUCUGUCUUACAAAGAAACUCGGCUUCUCGGAUGUUAUUAUGCCGGGCGAUGUACGUAAUGAUUUGUAUCUGAAGCUGGAACGUGGUGAAUUCGAACGCGGUGGAAAGUCUACUGGCAAGAAUAUCGAGGUGACAAUCCUAGUCCUUGACACGGAUGGUCAACCCUUGGAGGAAUGCUUGUUUGGAGCCGCGGGGAUGGACGGUAGCUCCGAGUACCAGAGUUUAGUCAUAUAUCAUUACAACAGCCCGUCGUGGGCAGAAACCGUGAGACUAGCGAUACCCAUCGACAAAUUCUACGGAAGCCAUGUGCGUUUCGAGUUUCGGCAUUGCUCCACGCGUGAGAAAAACGAUAAGAAAUUUUUUGCUUUCGCAUUUGUCCGACUGAUGGAACCUGGAGGAGCAACUCUUCAGGAUGGCCCGCAUGAAUUAUAUAUUUACAAGUGCGAAGAACGUGCGAAAUUGGACUCGCUGAGUUAUCUAUCGUUGCCGAGCAGUGCGAGAGAACCGAGUACAUCAGGUCCAUCAACCUUUUCCAGAUCACCCAAGGAGACUGUAUUUGUGCACACUCUACUCUGCAGUACCAAACUGACGCAGAAUGUCGACUUGCUUAGUCUACUGCAGUGGAAGGCACAUCCUGAGCGAAUAUCUGAAGCUCUCGGGCGUGUGCUUCGACUUGAUGGUGAAGAACUGGUUAAAUUUCUGCAGGAUAUCCUCGAUUCACUGUUUGCCAUGUUCCACACGGAGGACGGCAACUCCACGGCACACUCAGGCCUUGUAUUCCAGGUGCUCGUAUCUAUCUUCAGCCUAUUGGAAGACUCCAAGUUUGAACACUUCAAGCCAGUAAUGGAUGCCUAUAUUUCGGACCAUUUUGCCGCGGCGCUAGUUUACAAGGGCCUGCUCAGCAGCGUACAACACUGCGCUGACUGGGUGACCGCGGCGGAAAAGCAGGAACCGAUCAUGAAGUGCUUCCGCUCGCUCGAAUACAUCUUCAAGUUCAUCAUCCAGAGUCGGCUGUUGUUCGCCCGAGCGACCGCCGGCCAGUAUGAGGACAGCUUCAAGCGCGAUCUUUACUGCGUAUUCGCGGCCCUCAACAAGAUGCUGGGGAUUCCAUAUGAAAUGGUAUUGUUGUCACAGAUCGCACUGUUGUUAUCGAUCGCGGCGGUGCUUGAAAAACUAGUGUCGGUAUUGCCGGUCCUCGAGGUGGCUAAACUCACCUGCACGAUGUUGGAUUCAGUGCCGCGCGAGCCGCCACUGCAGCUCACGCAGGCGAAACUGGUAGCUAUCAAGAAUCUCACUUCGUCCAGCUUGUUCCGCAAAGACGAUGAGAGCCGGAACCUGCUGCUUGUCACCAUAUGCCGCCACUUACGUGUCCACUUGGCACGCCGUGAGGAGCUACGCUCUUGUACCGACAUUCUAGGUGAGAUACUCAGCUUCCUGCAUAAGCGCGGCAGAGAUACAAACAAAGUGAACAAUUGUAUCCACCACGACGUCGAGACGUUGUGCUUGUCGGUGCUCGACGUGCUCAUACAGACGAUACUGAUCGUGAUAAACGCCAACGGACCGGUCCUCGGCUGCUUGGUCGCCUGUCUGAUCGGGCUGCUCCAGCUCCUUGACGAAUAUCACUACGCGCGACUCUGGGAGGAAUUGACGCACGCCGGUGAAAGAAAACCGCUCAAGGACUUUUUGCUGCGAGUGUUCCUGGUGCUGCGCGAUCUUGUGCGCCAAGAGGUCUUCCCACCGGACUGGCUGGUCAUCAGAAUGCAGGCCAACAACGUCAUUCUGAGGUCACUGCAGGAGCUUGCACAACCGCUCGCCUUCCGCUUCCUGCACGGCAGCUUCGACUCGCAGCUGUGGUCCACGUAUUUUAACUUGGCGGUAGCUUACCUCACUCAGCCGUCGCUCCAGCUAGAGCAGUUCUCUGAAGUGAAGCGGGAGAAGAUUGUUGAGAAGUACGGUGACAUGCGGGUGCUCAUGGGCUUCCAGAUACUGUCCAUGUGGUCGCAUCUUGGCGAGCGCAAAUUGGAGUUUAUUCCAGGUAUGGUUGGGCCCUUCCUUGAGGUUACUCUCGUGCCCGAGAGCGAACUCCGCAAGGCAACCUUGCACAUCUUCUUCGACAUGAUGGAGUGCGAGCAGCGAGCACGUGGUAGCUUCAAGUCCGUAGAGUCCGAGCUGAUCGAUAAGCUGGACAUCCUCAUCAGUGAGAACAAGGGCGAUGAUGAAUACAGGCAACUAUUCAACACCAUGGAACACCUUAGUGCAGUAUUGUUGGACAGAGUGCAGUCCGAGGAUCCCGCUUGGAAAGAUAGUGGUACGGCCUUCAUAACGUCCGUCACUCGUUUGCUGGAAAGGCUCCUCGAUUACAGGAGUGUUAUUCAGGGAGACGAGAAUCGUGAUAAGCGUAUGUCGUGUACCGUAAAUUUGUUGAACUUUUACAAGAAUGAGUUCAAUCGGAAGGAGAUGUACUUACGUUACAUCUACAAGCUGCAUGACCUGCAUUUAGCCGCGGAGAAUUACACCGAAGCCGGAUUCACAAUGAAGCUAUACGCCGAUCAGCUUGGUUGGGGUUCGACCGUGCUACCGCCCGAUCAUGCUCAUCCCCAGCAACCCGAAUGGGAGCGCAAAGAAUUGCUUUAUCACAAGAUUAUUCAUUACCUGGAUCGCGGCAAAUGCUGGGAGAAGGGUAUUCCUCUAUGCAAGGAACUGGCGAUCCUCUACGAGUCCAGGUUGUACGAUUACGCGAAGCUCAGCCACGUACUGAAGCUACAGGCCAAAUUUCUGGAUAAUAUUCUGACGCAGCUACGUCCGGAGCCAGAAUACUUCCGCGUUGGAUUCUAUGGCCUCAGCUUUCCCCUUUUUGUUAGAAACAAGUUAUUCAUUUAUCGUGGCCUGGAGUAUGAGAGAAUAGGAGCAUUUACACAGCGGCUCCAGACUGAGUUUCCCUGCGCACAAAUCUUGAUGAAGAACGCUCCGCCUGAUGAAAGCAUCCUGACAUCCGAGGGUCAAUACAUUCAAAUCUGUAACGUGAAGCCAAUUCCCGAGGAGGGCAGUUUGGCUUGCAGUGGCGCCGAAGUUCCAGAACGCGUGGUCGCCUUUUAUUUGGUCAACGAUGUGCGCAAAUUUACAUUCGACCGGCCGCUACACCGCGGUCCGGUGGAUCGCGAAAACGAAUUCAAAUCGUUGUGGAUCGAGAGAACGACGUUGACGACGGAAGCGAAACUACCAGGAAUCCUCAGGUGGUUCGAGGUGAUCGAAAAGAGAUCAGAAUUAUUGGCACCAGUGCAAUACGCUUGUGAGACUAUGCAGAGUGUGGAACGAGAGUUGAGGCGAUUAGUAGCGCAGUAUACUGCGGAGCCGCACAGGAAUAUCAAUCCGUUCAGCAUGCGGCUGCAGGGUAUCAUCGAUGCCAACGUGAUGGGAGGCAUCACAAAGUACCAGGAAGCCUUCCUCACGCCAGAAUUCGCCCGGCAAAAUCCUGAGAUGGUGCCGCACGUAAAUCGAUUGAAAGGACUGAUUCUGGAUCAGAUGAGUGUGUUAGAAUCCGGCUUGGUAUUGCACGGGCAGAUUGCACCGGCGGGCGUUCAGCCGUUGCACAAGAGGCUGAUUGAAAGAUUCACACAGCUCAAACAAGGCCUCGGACCACUAGCCAGACAGAGGACCAUUCAUCAAGACAGUAUUGUGAAUUCACCAUUGCCGCCCCUGCCAAUCAAUGACAAGCAGCGUCCUGCCACUUUAGAGACUGCUGGUUCCAGAGGGUCGCACGCUGACAGUGACGGCCUUCCAGAAGAUGAAGGCUUCUACACCAAAGUAGAUGGUGCACCUCCGCCUAUUCCGCAGCGAGAGGUACGGCCGCGUUCGGUUGGUUACGGCACAACUCCUCCUAGACCCACGCAUCAGAGAACUCUUAGUAAGCCAUUGAGUCCGAAAUUGCCACUGAGGCAUUCCUUGCCUACUCCUACCGAUGGCGUGGAUCAAAGUGGCCUCAGGAGCUCCUGGAGUGAACCCGGACCCGAACCUGCACCACCUCUACCACCCAGAGGCUGCACACCAGAUAAGCGGGAUUCGAACACAAAUAUGGUAGUGCCGCCGGCACCACCAAAGCGCGGCUUAGCGUAUAAACGCACCAACACUGAGUGGAGCACGGAUGAUGAUUCUGAGAUCACCGAACCGAGAAGCGAGUCGAAUGAUCUGCGCGACAGUGGUAUCUCUACAGCCAGCCUGCUGGACUUUCAGUCACACCUGAACAACCUCGGCUACGAGGACUUUGAACCGCGUUCCCGAUGCAACGACAUCAUGAACAUCUCGCCACCGUCUGUGAUAAGCGCACUCAACGUCUCCACCGGCAGCUUCGCCAGCGGCACAUUCCAGGGCUCGCAUUCUCUUCCCGGUCAAGAAGUAAGCCCUCCACCAAUUCCUCCGAAGGCUCAUCAGGACACUCCCUCAGCACCUUCGACAUUGGAGAGGGUGUCCAACAGGCAAACUCAUGGCCACUCAGAAAACUAUUCGGUGCCGAAGAUGCCGCUAUCUGUGGCGUCUGACACGGAGAGCACCGUGUAGCGACGAUGUAUCCCCCUAGUCGUUAGCGAUUAGCUUUUAGUGAUGUGUAUGUGCCAUCAUGGUCAGACACGAAUCCUCGUAUUUGAUAUCGUGUCUCUCGAGUCAUCGGGCGCAAUCUUUUAGACUGUAACUUAGGAUAAUUCUAAAAAUGUCGUCGUCGUCAUCGUCAUUCUCUCGUUGUGUCUAACAAGUGGAACGCGGAAAAGCAGACUCAGAUCUGUCGUCGUCGUUGUGCAGGUCUCCGGUGUCUGCAUAUCAUUCCGCACGUAGCGGAUAACAAAUCGUGAGCAAAUGGAAAUCCGAAACACGAUCAAACUCCUAACCAAACACAAACGAACGGACCGUAUCCAACUUGCGUACUUUGUAUUCGUAUCUUCGUAAAAAGAGGAAUCUUGAACAUUGAGAGCGUUAUGCAAGACGGUCCCUGUCUAACGCGACUCGGAUCGAACUCGUUUAAACGUGAUUGAUGAUCAAGCCGCGAAUAUAUAUAGAUAUAUAUAUUAAAUAUAUAUUGACUUUACGGUAAAGACCGCUCUUCCGAGUAUACACUCGCAAUCCACACAAACACCGACACUAUAUUUUGUAAUUUAUUUAUAUUUUCCAUAAGAAUAAAGGAAAUUUUGAAAUCAACGAUGCUGCUACAGCCUGUGUGCAGUGAUACUACUGACUUCCGAUUUCGAGUCGUGAUGCGGUUGUGGGAGAGGCGCUGGUAGGUGAGGGGAAGAAGAAAGCAAACUUCACCGAUAUUGAAGGGUAUAUAAAUUAUGCACAUUUCUUAUUUCUCUUUGUCUUCGUGUGAGAUAUAUAUACAAAAGUAUGAAAAGACCGCGUCGCACGAUUGUACGCUUCGACUUAUGCUAGCUCUUCCUAUUCUUCUUUUUCUUCUUCAUGGCAUGUAAAAUAAAGAGAGAGAUUGUAAAAUUUUAUAAAAAAAAACCGCGAACGUAAAUGAACGUAAAUGGAACCUAAAAUUAUACAUACACAAGUAGGAAAGACGCAGUGGAAUGCAUACAUUGCACAAUACUGAACUUAAGGAUAGAGAGAGAGAGAGAAAACUUAUGAUACGAUGAUGAAACGAGACUGAUGAGUACGCGAUAAUGAAUCAGAGAUCAUUCUCGUUCUCCGUGCUCUUCCGGACGCUGUUGCCGAUUAGCGGCAACAGUCAACCGCGGAAGAUCGGAGAUUCGCAAGUCAGAGCCGCGACGCUCCCGAGUCAAAGUAACAAUAAGCGCAGGUAUUUUAUGUCGGGUCGAAUAAUUGAACGGUUCAGUGCGCAACGUGAAUCCGCGAGUUAUAUCUGAAAAAUAAAACUUCUCUAAUCACGAUAUAAAAAUAUACAAAUCAGAAAUAUACAAAUUUAUAAGAUAAUUUUAUGAUAAAUUAUUUAUCUUUUUUUGAUGCGCACUGAAUCCUUAAAUUAUGAUACUGGACAAACGUAACCGCCAUAUUUUCCGACGAUGUAAGCGAUAAUCGUCGAUUCUUAAUGAUAUCCAUUAAAUAAGUAGUUAUCACUCUCUUAGCGAUCGUGUCGUUUACACUAUUAGAUCGUCGGAAGAUACUUCAGCGUGACGUUUAUUUCGCAGGAUCGCUCCGACGGACCGUACAUAUGCGAUAUAUGAACAGGCACUCACACAUACAUGCUAAUUAAUAUGGCUAAGUAUGUAAGUACGCAGUCAUGGCCGCUUUUUAAAAUAUAUAUAUCGACGAUCGUACGAGUCUUUAUUGCGCGUUGGACACUUAAACUAGACGUAAGCUAAAUUACUUUGUACGUUGCUCUCUCGUUUUGUGGCACGGGCCUCGUCAGACGGACGUUUCCGCGUUAGUAUCCUUCCUGUAACAGCGACAAUCGCGAUUAUUCGGGACCGUAUGAGCAAUAUAUAUAUGUAUAGACAGAGAAAGAUUAGCGGACAGUCGUUGAUGCGAUUUAUUCAGCAGGCUUGUAAUAGGAUGAUCGGCAUGCUUACCUCCUCGCUGAUGGUUUUUAGUCGUCAGAGCAAGCACGGAUCACAGAAAAGAUACAGUUACGUUAGAAAGUUCCAACGCCACCUUUUGCACAAACACCAAGGAAAACGGGAAACCAAAGAGAAAUCAGAAUGAAUUAAAACGAGCGUUGCAUAUAUACAGGACUGCGCUAUUCUGCUAAACCGCUACGACUUAAGUAUGUUAGAUACCGCCGCCCACCUUUUUUAUAUACGUUGGAUGUGACGUGCUCUUGUAUUAUCCUUUUGUAAAUUAUUUUAUAUCUUGACGAAUACGAACUUCUCGAAUAAUCGUUUAUAUAAAGGUUUCUAUUUUUAUUCAAACGU
Molecule: messenger RNA, 8994 nt
Organism: Ooceraea biroi (clonal raider ant)
Lineage: Eukaryota; Metazoa; Arthropoda; Insecta; Hymenoptera; Formicidae
Gene: spg
Product: dedicator of cytokinesis spg
Biological process (GO): small GTPase-mediated signal transduction
Cellular component (GO): cytoplasm; plasma membrane
Molecular function (GO): guanyl-nucleotide exchange factor activity; small GTPase binding
Source: RefSeq, a predicted model, not a curated record